Molecule: messenger RNA, 1088 nt
Organism: Mercenaria mercenaria
Lineage: Eukaryota; Metazoa; Mollusca; Bivalvia; Venerida; Veneridae
Product: complement C1q-like protein 4
Exons: 2
Coding region: 257-874 (205 amino acids)
Molecular function (GO): protein binding
Source: RefSeq, a predicted model, not a curated record
GUAUCUAGUUUGCAUCGGCGCUAUAUAUUAUUGUAACUGACAUUGGAUAGUGUUUCGGAAAUUGCUUUUACACUGUUAUAAGAUUUUUUAAAAGUUGAUAUGUAUUUAUAUAUUUAUCAAUGUUAAAUCACUGUAAAUAAUAAUUCAAUUCUGAUAUCAUAUAUCAUAUAUCAUCGUAUUUUCUAAAUUCCGUUUGGCAUGGUCGGUUUCAAAGUGAUUAUACCUUAACAAAAUCUCUGUAACCGGAGCAAGAACAAUGUUCAACUUGUCUGGAUUAACUUUUAUUUUAACAUAUUUUUGCAUUACUUCGAGCCUUUUAGGAUCUCUUGAAGAGGAGCCAAAGUGCUUUUCACGGUUUGACUAUGAAUAUAAAGUCGUUCAAAAACUAGCUGAACUGGAAAAUAAACAAAAAGAACAGCAACAGACAAUAGAAAAACUCACAAACAAAUGUUCAAGCGGUGCUGAUACUGCGAAUGAGGUUGCCUUCUCCGCAUACCUUACAGGUGAUAUGACAUCUGUUCAAAGUUAUCGCAUUAUCAUCUUCAAUGAAGUCCAGAUCAACAUCGGUGAGGCAUAUAACGGCAAAACUGGAAUAUUUGUUUGUAGGACUCCUGGUGUCUAUGUCUUUUUCUGGGUCACAACAAAUAAAGACCGUACUUACAUGAAUACUGAUCUAGUAGUUAAUGGUGAUGAGUGUAGCCAGGCCUUUUCAGAUUCUGGAGGUCAAAACGAUUAUUCUGUAGCAUCAAAUGUCGUUAUCACGGAGCUGAAAUUUGGGGAUCAGGUUUGGAUACGCAGUGGCGCCUGGCACAAUGGCAACUUGGCUGGCGAACGCAGAACGUCCUUCUCCGGCUGGAUGUUGUACAGACGUUAAGUCGGGUAGUUUUGUUAUUUAGCAAGACACAUCAGCAAAAUUAUAUCCUUUCCUGAAGGAAAUUAGUUUAAUGAGACAUUGCCUUAGUUUAAGAUAAAAAACGACUAUUUACACAUAAUAUACUCAUGAUUUUGAAUGUCUUCUUUUUCAGUAUUUGACUCCCGUAUUCACAUGAUAAGGACUAAAGUGAUAGGAAUGGUUUUAUUUGUUAAAU